Cyphellophora attinorum is the source of this 1251-nucleotide messenger RNA. RefSeq names its product Serine/threonine-protein kinase SRPK. The transcript has 6 exons. Gene Ontology annotation, molecular function: ATP binding; protein kinase activity. Gene Ontology annotation, biological process: spliceosomal complex assembly; protein phosphorylation; regulation of mRNA processing. Bases 1 to 1251 code for a protein of 416 amino acids. The record is from RefSeq and is a predicted model, not a curated record. NCBI's taxonomy places the organism in Eukaryota, Fungi, Ascomycota, Eurotiomycetes, Chaetothyriales, Cyphellophoraceae.
AUGACGGCAAACAGAAUCUUCCGAUCUAUCAUCGCGCGAAUAACGUCGACAAUAGCGAUUCCUCGCACAGCGCAGGCGCGAAGCAGCUCCCCUAUCGCCGAGGAAAGCCUCGCAAGAUAUCGACUGGGAGGAUAUCAUGCUGUGAGGAUCGGGGAUCGACUCCAAGACGGUCACUACCAAGUAAUCUGCAAGCUCGGCUAUGGAGUCUACUCUACUGUAUGGCUGGUAAAAGAUUCGACGACGAAACGCCACGUUGCGCUCAAGAUCUUGACAGCAGAUGCAUAUUUCGGUGAGCAUGACACCUUCGAGCUUAGCAUCCUGGAGCAUAUCAAGAGUAUCAACGAACUACACCCGGGUGAAGCGCACGUCCUGGGACUCCUCGAUCACUUCAAGCAUGAGGGCCCUCACGGCAGUCAUCUAUGUCUGGUCUUCAAAGCAAUGGGACCAAGUCUCAUCGAGUACCGGCGACUAUUCCCCCUGCUCCGCAUACCAAUUCCUAUUCUGAAGAAGAUCGCGCGCCAAAUGUUACUCGCACUAUCAUUCCUGCACACGAAAUGCGGAAUCAUCCACACGGACAUCAAGCCGUCGAAUAUUCUGUUGGAAACAACACAAACCGACAAGUUCUUUGAGCGUGCGCCGUCCACAGUCUUCGAACCUUCUCCUUCAGCCAGAGACCCGCAACACGACUUCUACAUGAAAUCAGAACAGACAAUCCCUGCUAAUGAAGUUCUUGAGAGUGUUCCAUCACCACCUGGUUUCUCUGUGCGCAUCGCGGACUUCGGAACAGCAAGUUAUUUCGACAAGCACCUGACGGAUAACAUUCAGCCAGUAGGACUGCGAGCUCCUGAGGUGGUCCUUAGGGCAGAAUGGGAUUACAAGGUGGACAUCUGGAAUCUGGGAUGCCUUAUCUGGGAGCUUGCAGAAGGCGCAAUGCUCUUCGACGGCUGCGCGAGCCCGAAGACGCCAUACACUGCCGAUGCUCACCUAGCCCAAAUCCAAGGAGUCCUCGGGCCAAUGCCUCUCAACCUGAUCCGGCAGUGGGAGAAUGCGUCCAAAUACUACAAUGACAGCGGAGCUCUCCUGGUAGAGUCGCCCUUCCCACCUACCUCGUUCGCGGCUUUCAUCAACAGUCCGGAACUGCAAGACGAGGCUGAGCAGAAACAGUUCUUGGAAUUCAUAGGCUCAAUGCUCAAGUGGGAUCCGAAAGAAAGACUCGACGCCGACGGUUUGCUAAAGUCGGAGUGGCUUUGA